This is a messenger RNA of Trichechus manatus latirostris (Florida manatee), 2221 nucleotides long. RefSeq names its product zinc finger protein 699-like. NCBI's taxonomy places the organism in Eukaryota, Metazoa, Chordata, Mammalia, Sirenia, Trichechidae. Gene Ontology annotation, molecular function: RNA polymerase II cis-regulatory region sequence-specific DNA binding; DNA-binding transcription factor activity, RNA polymerase II-specific. The transcript is spliced from 6 exons. Bases 508 to 2013 code for a protein of 501 amino acids. The record is from RefSeq and is a predicted model, not a curated record. Gene Ontology annotation, biological process: regulation of transcription by RNA polymerase II.
CAGGCCUGGAUGCCUCUGGUGCUCUGGGAUAAGGAGGCCUCUCCUUCUGUGACAUGGUGGCCAGAGGAAGAGGCCUGUGGAGCUGCAUGAAGAAUGCAAGUGUGUGCUCUGGAAGGCUGGAGCAGAAUCUGCCUUAAGUGUGAAGGCCCUCAGAGUGGAGCAUGGCCUUGAGCCUGGAGGGAGACCCUGUCCAGGGAAAGAGCUGAAGACCAGGAACUUCUUACUUCCUCCUUACUCAUCACUGUCUCCUUUUUCCAUUUCAGGUCCCAGGUGUGGCGCAGGGAGAGUUAGUUCAGCCUAGGCAGCUGGGGACUAAGGGCAACCUUAUACAUCCCUGCAAUCACGAGUAAGGAUUUUAGCUGCUCUGACUGGUGUGUGGACGAAAUAUCAUUCAUGUGCCUCCAGACUUCCUAGUGGCUCUGCUUCCCCUGCCAUUCCUCUUCUUGAAGUGGCUUCCUGGGCUUAGAGAGCACAUUCACUUAGAAUUUCAGAAGCUGAAGCCAGGAAAUGGACUCAGUGGUUGUUGAGGAUGUGGCUGUGGACUUUACACAGGAAGAGUGGGCAUUGCUGGAUCAUUCUCAGAGGCAACUCUACAGAGAUGUGAUGAUGGAAAUCUUCAGAAGCCUGACCUCAGUAGCUUCUCAAAACCUUAUUGACGGAGACAAGCUAUCCACUGAAAAUAUAAUAGUACGAUUCAUGAAAAAUGACACCUGGUCCUCGAUGGUAGGAGAAAUCUGUGAAUUGCCUGGCACUGAAGAUCAGAAUAACAACCAGAAAACACAUAUGAGGAGGUAUAUGUUAGAGAACCUCUAUGAAAGUAAUGAAGACAAUCAUUGUGGACAGACCUUCAGCCAGAUUCCAAAUCUUUCUGUGCUCAAAAGAACUAUGGAACUAUAUCCUUCUGAAUGUCUUGAGUGUGGAAAAUCCUUGAUGAAUCAUUCAUCACUUAAGCAUCAUAUCAAAUCUCACUCUGGAUGCAGUGCCUAUCAGUGUAAGGAAUGUGGAGAAGCCUGCGGUUGUCCUUCUUACCUCAGCACUGCAAUGAGAACUCUUACUGGACAGAAAUCCUAUGAAUGUAAAAAAUGUGGCAAGGCUUUUAGUCAGUCCUCACACCUCAAUUCACAUAUAAGAACUCAUGGUGAGAGUGGUGAGAGGCCUUAUGAAUGUAAGGAAUGUGGCAAAACCUUUCGUUACUCCUCAAACUACACUAUCCAUAUGAGAACUCACAGUGGUGAGAGGCCCUAUGAAUGUAAGCAAUGUGGCAAAGCCUUUCGUAGGUCCUCAUUCCUCACUUCACAUGUAAGAACUCACAGUGGUGAGAGGCCUUAUGAAUGUAAGGAAUGUGGCAAAACCUUUCAUCACUCCUCGUACCUCACUGUACAUAGGCGAACUCACAGUGGUGAGAGGCCUUAUGUAUGUAAGGAUUGUGGCAAAGCCUUUCGUAACUCCUCAGACCUCACAGUACAUAGGAGAACUCACAGUGGUGAGAGGCCUUAUGAAUGUAAGGAAUGUGGCAAAGCCUUUAGUCGGUCCUCACACCUCACUUCACAUGUAAGAACUCACAGUGGUGAGAGGCCUUACGAAUGUAAGGAAUGUGGGAAAGCCUUUAGUCGGUCCUCACACCUCACUUCACAUAUAAGAACUCACAGUGGAGAGAGGCCCUAUGAAUGUAAGGAAUGUGGGAAAGCCUUUAGUCAGUCCUCACACCUCACUUCACAUGUAAGAACUCACAGUGGUGAGAAGCCUUAUGAAUGUAAGGACUGUGGCAAAGCAGUUAGUGACUCCGCAAACCUCACUUCAUCUAUAAGAACUCACAGUGGUCAGAGGCCUUAUGAAUGUAAGGAUUGUGGCAAAGCCGAAUGUGGCAAAACCUUUCGUUACUCCUCAAACUACACUAUCCAUAUGAGAACCCACAGUGGUGAGAGGCCUUAUGAAUGUAAGCAAUGUGGCAAAGCCUUUCGUCGGUCCUCAUCCCUCACUUCACAUAUCAGAACUCAUGGUGAGAGGCCUUAGGAAUGUAAGGAAUGUGGCAAAGUCUAUAGUCACUCCUCACACCUCAGUCCACAUAUGAGAUCUCACUGUGGAGAAAGACCUUAGAAAUGUAUGGAAUGUGGCAAAGCCCGUUGUUAAUCUUCAGACCACACUAAACAUGGGAACUCACAGUGGUGAGAGGCCUUAUGAAUGUAAGCAAUGUGGCAAAGCCUUUUGUCGGUCCUCGCAC